Pseudomassariella vexata is the source of this 2562-nucleotide messenger RNA. RefSeq lists its product as uncharacterized. The transcript has a single exon. The coding region runs from base 1 to 2562 and encodes 853 amino acids. The record is from RefSeq and is a predicted model, not a curated record. NCBI's taxonomy places the organism in Eukaryota, Fungi, Ascomycota, Sordariomycetes, Amphisphaeriales, Pseudomassariaceae.
AUGACUACCAAAACCAAUCAGUCCCAUGCUGGCUACCAGCAUGUGCAGAACUCAGGCGUCCCCGAGUACAUCCCGCAUGAUCAAAAGAGUCCAGGUCCAUACUCACACGGCCAACAAUAUGAGUUCAACCACUCCUCCGAAGAGAAAAGCAGUCAUAUCUACUACUCUACCAGUCCAGGAGACGGCACGCCCUACUCAACCACGCCGGCUCGCACGUACUCCCCGGGUGAGAAGAUGGGUGAUGCCUAUGAACUGCUUUCGUACCCAAACUCCAACAUGAACUUCCGCCGCACAUCGACGUUUUCCAAAGAGAAGCCUAAGAAAGUGUUGCAAAAAGGGUUCGGGUUUGCUGCCUACCUCAUCCACAUCAUCACGCUCGGCAUCUCGGCCGCCGUCCUCCAACUCAGCUUCCGCUUCGUUUACUGGUCCGACGAUGACAAGUGGAACGAGAACAGAUGGACGCUUGGUUUAAGUCAGGAGGAGGUGUCCAACAUGCUGCAGUUUCCUGCCAAGAUCCAUGAGAUCUUCAUCGUUACUUCCAUGUCGGCUAUUAUCUUCGCCAUUAUUCGCAGGAUGCUCAUUGGGCGCCGAGGUGUUCCCUUUGGCCUACUCAUGGGCGGCUAUCAGAUCUAUUCGGCUGAGUACCUGUUCAGCUCGGGCUUUUGGGGCCCCUUGACUUAUGCAAUGUGGAAGAAGAAAAUAGGCAUGCUGGCGCUCAGUGCUUUCAUUGGUAUUGCAAUCGUCUAUGCCAACGUCGUUGGUCCAUGCUCAGCUGUUCUCGUCGUACCAAGCCUGAAAUGGUGGCAUGUCCCGGAUCCUUUCGAUAGUCGCCUUCUUACCUCAUAUGUCACUGGACCUGCGACGAACGUGUUUCCUACGGAACUCACCUCGGCCGACGCUACGUGGUACAGUGAUGACUGUUCAACAUCUAACUUGACCUCGGUGUGCCCUGGAGGGGGCACUCACGAUAUCCGUGAGUUGGCGCACGCUUACGCAAAAGAAGGGGUCCCGCCUACCAUCAGCAUGGCCGCGACUUAUGGUCGAGCUCGAAGGAACCUGUGGGCAACUCAUUUCAAAGAUACCGCCAGUGUGAACAGUAGCUCUGUCGUCAUGGCAUCUACAGUACAUGCUGACAUAAUCGAACUGGUUGGCCUUUUCUGGCAUUACGUUAACUCCAAUGACGGUAUCGGUUUGAUCAAUGAAAUUGGACGGCCCCGGCUCACACCCAGGAAGGGUGACAAAAUCUUCAGUCCAAUUGUUCAGGUCCAGUGCGAAUCUGUUGACUACUACCUGGCUCGUGAGGGGUCCGUAAACGUAACCUUUCCAAUGCAUCUACUCGACGGCUUCACCCCUACCCCGGAUAUGGCUCCCGGCGCAUUCGCGCCUCCCGUGCCUGCCAUGUAUUGGGAUUUCGACCAUGCCUACAAUUCCACCAACUUCACCUGGAUCGAUCUGCAAAACAUGGAAUGGGAGGGGCAGAAAUUGUAUAGUAGCAUCGCAGCUUUGACAAGCCUUCCUUAUAUCACGCCCUAUACCAAUGACGAGGGGUUGGUUUGGUUUGAACAAUCAUCGUUGUUAGUGACCUGUGUGCUAGACGCACGCUGGGCGGGAACGGAGAUCGCAUACGACCCCGUAGUGAAUGAUCUCGUCAUAACCAACAUCACCAACCUUCUCAAUUUCCAGGAUGCUUCCAAAGAUGAAAAGGUUCGGGCAAAGUAUGGAAUUGGGUCAUAUAUCCCCAUCGGCCCCCCGUGGGCGGAUUUGCUCAACCCCGCAGGCAUAUGGUCUUGGUCCAAGAACUACACCGAACUCAACGAACUACCAGCUAUUGAGGCCAUCUUCUCCCAGUUUACCACCUCUGGGUAUGCUAAUAUAACCGUCUCUGGUCAAGACCCAUCCGAUAUCCGCGAAGACACUUUCCGUGUCUUCGGCCCACCGACGUGGGGUGCAUUGGCGACGUACGAAAAGCAUGUCUCCGAAACUGUCUCAACAAUGCUGAGCCUCGUGCUAGCCGAUGGCCUGUCACGUCUCUCAUAUGACUGGUACAUUUAUGUCACCAUGCUUGAAGACUCGAACCCCAAUAAACUCGUCUCGGUUGACCUUUACACCCAAGCCGGUGAGGCUAAUAUCACCAGACUGUAUUCCAACCGAACAGCGUGGGACCUGGACAACUGGGUCACUCUCACCUUCGAGGUGCAGCGGUAUGGCUGGGGCUACGGGAUCUCGUCCAAGACGGUCAUUUUCGCCAUUUCCAUCAUCUUGUUGCAUGCCGCGGUGGCCAUCAGCUACGUUAUAUUUGGCAUCUGGCACUGGGCGCGUAGCCGGUGGUACAGCAGCUCAUGGGGAAGCAUCGGAGAGCUGGUGGCGUUGGCAACAUUGUCUCGCGAGACUCGGGGGCUUUAUGGAACUGGAGGUGGUAUUUCGAAGUGGGAUACGUGGAAGUUGGAUGUAAGAAUCAGAGAGACGGGGACAGAACGGGUCGAGCUCUUAUUCGGAGACAGAGAUGGCGUGAAGGCUUGGGGUGACCAUAAUAUUAUUCAGCCUGGCAGGAAGUAUAGGUAG